GUUAAGGCAAAGAAAAUGAUGAGAGCAGCUCACACUUGCGUGAAAAAGUGGACACCCUGUGCUAUGUUCUAGAUGUGUUUAGAGAGGAGCACAAGCUAAAGGAUACUACUCCAUUGGAAAUUGCACUUGACUGUGUGACCAUUGCAUAACGUUUACUCUUAAUGACUUCAUAUGACUCUGUUUGGAAACAAAGGUGUGUCACUAAUUUCUGUUAAUUGCAGAAGCACGCAUUGCAAAGCUCAGUUAGGUCUGCCACCUAUUGUCAUUCGGAAUUCCAAGCAUUCCACGGAUAGAUUAAACUGACUACUUACAGUGUGUCGGAGCGAGCACUGAAAGUCGGUGCAGGUGAAUAUGAGAAUCCAAUGAUUAACUUAUUUGUGGCAUUAGGCAAGUUCUCACGACCUGGCAGAACACAAGGAUGUCGAGAUUCCAACUCCAUCUGGGGAGUUCAUGAGGAAGGGGUUGACGGGCGCAAACCGGUUGACUGCAGACCUCGUCAACAGGCUGCAGAAUUACUAUGGCAUAGCCAUUCGAAGCCACAUUGGUGACAAACCCGGGAUGAUCACUGCCAUCACAGCCAUAUACUGUCACCAUGGCAACGACCACUCCUACUGUCCACCUAGUGAGAGCUCGUGGUGCAAGUAUAACCGUGGCGAUCCCAGCUAUGCCCCAAAGAAGAUACAGCCAGAAGUCCUAGACCUCAUGGAGCCAGUUUUUGAGAGGCUGAGCGAUGAAGACCUGCUCGAGAGGUUGCAACGCGGAGACACACAAAAUUCUAAUGACGCUCUUCAUUCCCUUAUUUGGAGGCGUUGCCCAAAGGGGGUAUUUGCCUCCCUUGAAAUAAUUCGGUUUAGCACAUCUUUGGCCGUUAUCCAACGAAAUGUUGGCAGUAUUGGAUUGGCUACUGUGCUGCAGUCUUUGGGAAUUUUAGACACUGCUAUUUCUGAACGCUUUCUUGAGAAACUGGAUGUUAAGGAGGAGAACCAGUUGCUCAAACAGCGAAGUGUGGAGUACAAGAGGAGAGGACAGGUGCUGAGAGGGAUGAAGCGUAGGGAGGAUGCGUUGUGGCAGAAAGAGACGAGGAGUUACGAGGCAGGCGGUUUUGGGAUGAUUGAGGAGGAGAGUGGAUCAAGCAACUGUGCUCGAAAGAGGAAGAAUAUACAAAGUCGAAUUUACGCAAUAGCAGGAAGCGGUUUGGAAGGUGUGCCAAAGUGGGACUUCCUAAAGUAGGCGUCUGACAGAUUUGAAAGCCUAAAACUAAGAAACGGCUCCGUUGUGGACUAUGAAACGUUGCAAGCA
Molecule: messenger RNA, 1299 nt
Organism: Corticium candelabrum
Lineage: Eukaryota; Metazoa; Porifera; Homoscleromorpha; Homosclerophorida; Plakinidae
Exons: 1
Coding region: 451-1230 (259 amino acids)
Source: RefSeq, a predicted model, not a curated record